This is a messenger RNA of Vicia villosa (hairy vetch), 572 nucleotides long. Its product is annotated as dirigent protein 11-like. The coding region runs from base 9 to 572 and encodes 187 amino acids. The record is from RefSeq and is a predicted model, not a curated record. The transcript has a single exon. NCBI's taxonomy places the organism in Eukaryota, Viridiplantae, Streptophyta, Magnoliopsida, Fabales, Fabaceae.
UUACAACAAUGUCUCUUUCACAUAGCUUCAUCUUUCUCUUCUCCAUUAUCACACUCAUAAUUUCCAAUGGAGUUUUCUCACAACAAUCCAACAUCAUAUUACCCUCCGAGUCCGAGCAACGAAACACCGAAAAACUAACACAUAUCCACUUCUACUACCAUGACAUCAGAACCAAAAAAAACCCUACCAUGAUACAAAUCAUCGACACGCCAAAAAACGUGGCUAAUGGAUUUGGUUCAGUUUUCAUGAUGGAUGAUGCAAUGACGGAAGGACCGGAGUUAAGUUCAAAGCAGAUUGGAAGAGCUCAAGGGCUAAUAGGUCUUUCAUCACUUCGUGAUAUUGCUGAGUUUAUGUUGAUAAAUUUAGUGUUUGAUGAAGGGAGUUAUGCAGGAAGUACUCUAAGUAUGUUAGGGAGGAACCCUAUUUCAAAGCAAAAUAGAGAAACAAGUAUUGUUGGUGGAACUGGUGUUUUUAGGUUUGCUAGAGGCUUUGCUAUUGCGAAUAGUGUUAACUCCAUUUCUACACCUCAACAUUAUAUUGUUGAGUAUAACAUUACUGUUUCUCAUCCCUAG